Messenger RNA from Paramacrobiotus metropolitanus, 2099 nucleotides. RefSeq lists its product as uncharacterized. The transcript has 3 exons. Gene Ontology annotation, molecular function: protein binding. The record is from RefSeq and is a predicted model, not a curated record. The coding region runs from base 707 to 1822 and encodes 371 amino acids. Lineage: Eukaryota; Metazoa; Tardigrada; Eutardigrada; Parachela; Macrobiotidae.
CUCAGAACGCUAACAACUGCAAACGUUUCUUGCUUUGCUUGCUUGUCUUGCUUGCCUAGAAGCCAAAGCAAGCCAAAGCAGCCCUUGUUUGAGUUACAAAGGGGCGAAACCUUAAACUACACUUGAUUUUAGCUGAAUUUUAUUUACCCUGCCACGUGGGAAGUUUAGGGACUUGUUGCUUUGCUGGCUCUUGGAGAAGGGAAAAAUGUAUCUAUAUGAAAAUGGAUUUCGAUUAGUAUAGGUCUGGAAUGCGGUGAAUGUCGAAGUGGACGGAGUACUGCAGCAGGGCCAUGUCAUUGACCUGGAAAACGUCCAAGAUGACUCACCGCGUCUUAUCGUCGACUUCGGAUGUCCAUCGCAGCGGUCCGUAUUGGUUGAUUUCGAUAAGGCUUUCGACUGCUCACAGAGAUGGGGAGACAGACGUAAUGAGAAGCGUCAGGUGACCGUAGAGGCACUGCUACGAACCCGCCCCGAUCAACCAUGGAAAUGGUACCCCGCCACUGCCUUAAAGCAUCAGAUUGCGGAGGGGGCGAACAUCUUCGUGGAUGCAUUGCUGGAAGGGAAUCGCGUCCGCGUGGUGCUGCCCUCCAUUCAAGUUCGACAGCUAUCGUCGCCCGAGGCUCUUGCGUGCAGAAUUCUGCGGCCGGACCAUUUCCAGCCCGGAAGUGGUAGCGCCCGGCAUCCAGUGGACUCCAUACUGUCUGCCAUGUCCCGUAGGGAGCUUCAGUGGACACCCAACUCCGAUGCAAAGACGUUUUACUUCCAACGGACCACUGAUCGCUUUGCGAGGUUACGGAGCAGCCUCAAGCUCGACAAUGACAGUAGAAUGGGUUCACUGAGAGUCGAAGCCUCGGAAGCUGUUACAAGCGAAACCGAAUACCACAUGAUCGACCAGUGCGCUUUUCUAGAGCUGCCGGAAUUGCUGACCGAAAUUUUUCAAUCGCUGGAAACCGUUGACCGGCAACGCUGCCGACGUACCUGUCAUCUCUGGGAGGAGAUUCUCACGUCCGCCGUACUAUCCCAAGAUCUGCGCAUAUCACUCCAGCUGCCCAGUUUUUUCGCCCACGUGCCGAACGACUGGAGCGCGGAAUACGUUGUGUACACUUGCAUCUUCAAGCACAUAACGGCCGCCACGCGGACUAUCUGUCUGCGUGACCGGCAAACUAUUUAUCAUGCCGCGAAUUCGCAUGUGAUGCAGCGUUGGAGGAACUUUCCUGGCUUUAAGAAUACCAUGGAGCUGGAGCGCUGUAUGCCCGCCGGAAAAAUUAUGCUCGGCAUCCAGGAAGCGCUGGAAGAUGCCGGUGCCCGUCUGGAACGGUUAAUCGUCUACCAGCAGUCGAUAUCCGUCAUACCCUUCGAUAAAGCCUCGCUAGCGUAUUUCGACAGUAUCGCGGAGCUGUACUCCAGCUUGAAGACCUGUUGUAACCGUGUGAUUUGGAAGGAUUAUUCGUUACGUUUCAAUUCGCCUCCGAUGGAGUUCCGCAUUCCCUACGCUCGCUUCGGACUAAGCAAUGUGGAUGCGGCGCAAAUUUGGGACCUGUUUGAAGAACGGCUGGUCAGCAGCGAAUCAUUGGACAUGGAAAUCCUGGAGCAUUGGACCGGUGAACUAAUUGCCAGGAACGUCAAGGAUCUUGAAAAGUCCCUCGUCGGGGCAAUUUUUGUCUUGGACACGUACCAAAGCCCGGAUCCGCGGGCGAGCAGGCACCACUUCCGUCAGUACUGGUCGUUGUCCGACCUGGACAGUUUGGACGUGAGAAAACUGAAUAAGUUCUGUCUAUACGCGUGGGCAGCCUUCAUUGGGAAAUUGCACUUUGUGUCGUAGUGAGGCCAGAAAUUACGGUGCGCAGUAAAAAUCUGAAAUCUACUGUAUACUGCGCAUUCUUUUAGUCGUUUGCCCCACGAAGCGCUGUAAUAGCAUCGUUCUACGAGUACACUGCUAUGCGUUACACCACGUUAUCGAACGACACCUUAUGAAAUACUGUAAUCAUUAAUUUUUUUGCUCAUUAGAUGCGCAGCAUUAAAUGUAAGUACUCGUAUCUUGCGCAAUGCGGGUGGUUACAGUCACCAUUCUCAGAAUUAUGUGCAGUGAGUCGGCAGUG